Jatropha curcas is the source of this 2596-nucleotide messenger RNA. Its product is annotated as cytochrome P450 86B1. Gene Ontology annotation, molecular function: iron ion binding; heme binding; oxidoreductase activity, acting on paired donors, with incorporation or reduction of molecular oxygen. The record is from RefSeq and is a predicted model, not a curated record. Lineage: Eukaryota; Viridiplantae; Streptophyta; Magnoliopsida; Malpighiales; Euphorbiaceae.
UUUUCUGUUUUGGUUUCUUGGAAGGAGGGGAAAUGUCAGAAAGAAAAAGGAUCGGAAACUUAAACUGGGUAUGGUGGUUUUCUUUCAAAUUUCCGGUAAUUAUGUUUUUUAUUUGUUUAUUUAAAUUAAAUCGGGUUUGUUUGAUGCCAUUGUGGGUUAUAUUAGAAUUUGAACAUCUCACAGUAAGUUAUAGAACUUCUGCCAAAGAAAGAAAAAACGACAAACUAAUUGGACGAUUGUUACUGCAUAAGAAAAUUGUUCUCCUGAUAUGAACUAUGUGGCUUUUUGCACUCUCAAUGAUGAUGAUAAAGGUAAAAUUUUGAUUUUUUAGCGCAUGAAUAGAUGGUUAAUCAAUAAUUUCUUAAUCGAUUACAGUGAUCUCCUCGUAAAAUUCAACAGCUCACUUAAAAUACAAGUUAAUUAAGGUUGGUUUUUCAUUGUUUUCUUGUAAGACUCUCCUUAUAUCCUCAAUUCCUCAUCUACAAGAAAGAAGCAACACAUAGCCCUCUUUGUAAUAUCAGUAUGUAAACGAAUAUGGCCAUACAUAUAAGACAAUUUAUGGUGAUUUCUUUCAUAUUCUUAAUUGGCUCGUAAAUUUUCUCUAAUCACCUUAGUUCUGUUUUCUAGCUACUAUAUUAUUUUCUCUCUCAGGUUUGUUCCAUUUAAUGGCAAAUAAAGUGAAAUAAUUAAGUCUCCUUUCGACUUCUUAUGUUCAAAAGUAUAUUGGGAAAGAUAUAGAAACAAUCAUGGCAAGGAAUACCAUCUUCUCUGCCCUUGAAUUGGUGUAUGCUCACUCAUCAUUUUGGGAUUUAGCUCUUGCUUUUUUAGGACUCUUUAUUUUCAGCUGUAUACGCGAAAGAUUAACCAACAAGGGCCCUAUGCUAUGGCCUGUAUUGGGAAUCUUGCCUACAAUGCUCCCCUACAUCAAUGACACACUCAAUUUUGCCACAAGAGCUUUGAUUGAAGCCGGAGGGACAUUCCGUUACCAGGGUGUGUGGAUGGCAGGGGCUUAUGGAGUCAUGACAGCUGAUCCUGCAAACAUUGAAUAUAUACUUAAGACAAAUUUCAGUAACUUCCCUAAAGGACAGUACUAUAGUAAUAGGUUCCAGGAUUUGCUUGGAGACGGUAUUUUCAAUGCUGAUGGUGAAUUAUGGAAGAAUCUAAGGCGUACAGCAAAAACUGAGAUGCAUUCCAGCAGGUUCAUUGAUCAUUCGUUUCGAACAAUGCAAGUACUUGUGAACCUAAAACUGUUGAAACUGACAGAAAAAUUUUUCAAAUCAGGAGAAACUUUUGAUCUACAAGAAAUUUUGCUUCGUUUUACAUUUGAUAAUAUUUGCAGCGCAGCUUUUGGGGUCGAUCCAGGGUGUUUGAACUUGGAGUUGCCUCAGGUUCCCUUUGCAAAAGCUUUUGAAGAAGCAACGGAGUUGACCUUGUUCAGAUUCUUGAUGCCGCCUUUUCUGUGGAAACCCAUGAAGUUUUUUAAAAUAGGAUAUGAGAAGAGGCUUAGUAAAGCAAUUGAAAUUGUCCAUGAAUUUGCUGAUAAGACAGUAAAAGAUCGAAGGAAGAAAUUAAUCAAGCUUGGUAAUUUAAAUGACCAAUCUGAUCUCUUGUCCAGGCUCAUGGACACUGAAUAUACUGAAAAAGGGAAGAAAUUGAAAUUUCUAGAUAAGUAUUUUAGAGAUUUCUUUGUAAGUUUCAUUCUUGCAGGAAGAGACACAACUUCCGUAGCAUUGGCAUGGUUUUUUUGGUUAUUACACAAUAACCCACAUGCCGAAAACAGUAUUUUAUACGAAAUUCAUCAGAUUUUAGAUUGUCACGAGCGCAAAAAAGAGAGUGAUGUUAUUUUCACAGUUGAAGAACUAAAGAAGAUGGUGUAUCUCGAAGCUGCAUUAUCCGAAUCCAUGAGGCUUUACCCAUCAGUGCCAACAGAAAUAAAAGAAGUCUUGGAAGACGAUGUCCUUCCUGAUGGUUCAACACUUAAAAAAGGCGCGAGGGUUCUCUACUGCAUAUUCUCAAUGGCUAGAAUGGAGUCAAUAUGGGGGAAAGAUUGCUUAGAGUUUAGGCCAGAGAGAUGGAUUAAGGAUGGGAAAUUUGUGAGUGAAAAUCAGUUCAAAUACGCAGUGUUUAAUGGCGGUCCAAGGUUAUGCUUGGGGAAGAAAUUUGCAUACAUGCAAAUGAAAAUGGUGGCUGCUUCAAUUCUAUUGAGAUAUUCUGUUAAGGUAGUUGAAGGUCAUAAUGUUGUUCCAAAAAUUACAACUACCCUAUACAUGAAGGAUGGGCUGUUGGUGACUCUUAAACCUAGAUUGGAAAAUACUACUAUUCUGCUUAGUUAGCUUUCCUAUGCUAAGUAAGAAACAUAUUUACUUGUGCGGCAUAAUUUUUUGUCGAGCUUUCAACUACAUAUAUCUUGCUUGAUGAUUGGAUUGGUUGCUUAAAACUCUAAAAGAUGCCUCUACAGUAAUUCAAAAGUUUAGGAUGUUUCAAAGGAAAAAAACAUAAAACAAUAACAUUUUUAAGAAACUCUUUUUAAAAAAUAAAACAAUUACUAAAUUUAUUAAAAAAAAAGUUAGAAUUGAAAUCAACUAAAUUUCACAAA